Messenger RNA from Diospyros lotus (date-plum), 1018 nucleotides. Its product is annotated as chitinase 2-like. Lineage: Eukaryota; Viridiplantae; Streptophyta; Magnoliopsida; Ericales; Ebenaceae. The record is from RefSeq and is a predicted model, not a curated record. Gene Ontology annotation, biological process: carbohydrate metabolic process. The coding region runs from base 48 to 962 and encodes 304 amino acids. Gene Ontology annotation, molecular function: hydrolase activity, hydrolyzing O-glycosyl compounds. The transcript has a single exon.
AACUUUGCCUUUGGCCUAAUAAACCAACCAUACACAAAUACUACUACAUGGAGAUUGACAAGCUGUUGAUGAUGAGGUUCUUCCUGGUUCAAUUUCUCUUCUUCUUUGCCCCAAUCCAAGCGGCCAAUUCAAACCUCUUCAGAGAGUACAUAGGAGCAGAGUUCAACGACGUCAAAUUCUCGGACGUCCCCGUAAACUCCAACGUGGAAGCCCACUUCAUCCUGGCCUUCGCCAUCGACUACACCACCUCCUCUUCUUCCCCCUCUCCCACCAAUGGACAAUUCAACAUUUUCUGGGACUCCGAUAAUCUCAGCCCAUCUCAGGUCUCCUCCAUCAAAGCCCGACACUCUAACGUCAAAGUGGCUCUCAGCUUAGGAGGAGACAGCGUCGGCAAUGGCUAUGCCUACUUCAAUCCUUCCUCGGUCGAUUCGUGGGUUUCCAAUGCUGUUUCUUCGCUCACCAACAUCAUCAAAGAGUACAAUCUGGACGGCGUGGACAUCGACUACGAACACUUCCAAUCCGAUCCCAACACCUUCUCCGAGUGCAUAGGAAGGCUGAUAGGAAGGCUCAAACAGAACGGGGUCAUCUCCUUCGCCUCCAUAGCUCCGUUCGACGAUGACCAAGUGCAGAGCCAUUACUUGGCUUUGUGGAAGAGCUACGGCCAUCUCAUAGACUACGUCAACUUCCAGUUCUACGCCUAUGACCAGGGCACCACCGUGGCUCAGUUCCUGGAUUACUUCAAGACUCAGAGCACCAACUACAAAGGCGGGAAGGUGCUGGCCAGUUUCAUCAGCGACGGAAGCGGUGGGUUGUCGCCGGAGAAUGGAUUCUUCAAAGCUUGCAGCAAGCUGAAGAGCCAGCAACAGCUGAAUGGGAUAUUCGUUUGGUCUGCGGAUGAUUCAAAAGCCAGAGGGUUUCGCAAUGAGAAGCAGUCUCAGUCGCUGUUGGCAACAUCUCGUUAGUAGUAAAGUAGUUUAUAAAAUAAAAUUGGCUGCUAUGCCUAUGCCUGUGUCUGUGA